Schistosoma curassoni is the source of this 2540-nucleotide messenger RNA. The record is from the annotation of a GenBank genome assembly. NCBI's taxonomy places the organism in Eukaryota, Metazoa, Platyhelminthes, Trematoda, Strigeidida, Schistosomatidae.
CUAGUUUCAAAACGUUACUCCACCAACUCUUAGUUUUGACUGUUGGGUUGUUUCUACGUCACGGUUGUGUAAGUGCUGAUUGUUGCCGGUCGGUCAUCUUCAAAUGGUGAGUUUGGCACCGGGAGUAAAACAUCUCCAAAGAUUUAUGCCACCGCUUAACUCGAAAACUGGUCGCGUGCAUAUAUUUUUCUUCACUUUGGUGAUAUACUCGUGCUAUCACUUAUCCCGAAAACCGAUUAGUAUUGUAAAGUCAGUACUUCAUCAGAAUUGUUCUGAAGAAGCCCACAAAGAGGGGAAAAUCAUAGUUCCUGGAAACGAAACAUUCUGUGACUGGGCCCCUUUUGAUGGUCAAAAUUAUGAUUCCCUUUUUGGGACACUUGAUCUUAUUUUCCUCUCCUUUUACGCCGUUAGUAUGUUCUUAAGUGGACAUGUUGCCGAUAAAAUUGACCUUAGAAUUUACCUAUGCAUUGGUACUCUUCUUUCUGGUGUCACGACAAUAGCCUUUGGUCUUGGAUACUUUUUCAAUGUUCACUCGUUUGCUUACUAUGCAGUUACUCAGGGUGUUGCUGGAAUAGUUCAAGCAUCCGGUUGGCCGGCAGUUGUAGCUUGUAUGGGGAAUUGGUUUGGUAAAAAUAAGAGAGGAUUUUUUAUGGGAGUUUGGACAGCGCAUUCUAGCAUUGGAAACAUUUUGGGCUCCUUAGUUGCUGGUGCCUUUGUAGAAAUAGCUUGGGGAUGGUCAUUUGUUAUUCCAGGAUUAAUAAUUGGACUUCUCAGCUUACCAAUUUAUCUGUUUCUUGUACCGUAUCCUGAAUGUGUUGAAGUUCAACUUCCUGUCCAGCAUAACGCAAGUGAUUAUGGUUCCAUUAACCAACAAAUCAUAGAUGGAAACUCGUUUGAAGAAUCGCUUGGAACAACUAGUUCACAAUGUAAUCUUUUAAUACCAACAAAAAAGAACUCUUCAUCAUUUCUGUCUGCACUAAAAGUACCUGGUGUUAUUGAAUAUUCAUUGACUUUAUUCUUCUCUAAGCUAGUUUCUUAUACUUUCCUAUUUUGGUUACCUAUGUAUAUACGUGAAGCAGGCGGUUUCGACCCAUCAUCAUCAGCUGAUUUAUCAGCUGUUUUUGAUUUAGGUGGAAUACUCGGUGGGAUUAUCGCUGGUUAUGUAUCCGAUUGUACUGGAUCAAGUGCUAUUACAUGUGUUGUAAUGAUUGCUUUGUCGAUACCUACGUUGUAUCUAUACUCAGUCGUUGGAUUUCGUUCUUUAGCUCAUUGUAUCGGUUUAUUAAUCCCAUUGGGAUUGUUUGUUAAUGGUCCUUACGCUUUGAUUACAACAGCAGUUUCAGCUGAUCUAGGUACUCAUCCUUCAUUGUCUAAAAAUUCUCGUGCAUUGGCUACAGUAACAGGUAUUAUUGAUGGAACAGGUUCAGUUGGUACGUUGUGCUAACAAUACUCACUUCAUGUUGCACUUAGUUUUACUCAUAGUUGCGGCUAUUUAUCCUUGAUACUUUGAUGAGGAAAAUCUUAUUAGUAUAUAUCUAAAGCUAACAAAUCCGUAAAAAUGUAAUUCAAAUGAUCUAACCUAUCGACAGUGGAGAUUUGUAUACCAUGUGUUGAAUGGAGUCACAAUAUCUAACAGUUUCUACACUUUGUUGAUAACUUUAAGUGCAGCACUCGGACCUUUACUGUGUGGUCUCAUGAAACCAUAUGGUUGGUCUGUCAUUAUUAUUAUGCUUAUUGUCGCGUUAGCUCUGGCUGCAGUCUUGCUUUUCCGUAUGGUAGCCAAUGAAAGUCGUCAAUGUUGUUUCAGUGUUCAACAAUCAUUAUUACCAUCAUCUUCAUCACUGUCGAAUGCGGCUGAUGCUUAAAAUCAGAAAUGGUUAUUCAGUAUUUUCCAAACCUAAGCAAGAUUUCAGAGAUUAAGUCGAAAUGCUUCAAUAGAUUUAUAAAACUUGAAUUUUGAUACUGUAUGUUCGUGUUUUCUGCAAAAAAAAGGAGAGAAAACAAUGUAAUAUCAUCAUUGCUUAUUUGUCAAAGUUGAUUUUCCCAUUCUGUUGGUUUGUCGAUUUAUUUUCUCUUUUUUUUGAACUGACAAUGUUCUUAUCCAUUUUGACAUUGAUAAAAAAUAUUUAAGUUUUCUGUAUCCAAGAGGUGACAAUUAUGAUUAAGAUAGGGGGUAAUUUUUAAUCCAAAACUACUUAUCAACGUAAAAACUUUUUAAAAAAAUGAAAGUAUAAAUGAUUUAAUAAUUAAUUUUAAUAAUAGUUUUCGAUACAUAUUUAGCUGAAAUUAUUGAUUUUUCUAUUUACAAUAUAAUAUACAUAGAAAUAUAUAUAUAUAUAUAUAUAUUUUUUUUUCCGUAUUAUGUGUCAUUUUAUGAGUUCUAUUGUUUUAUCCGUUUACACGACUUGGCUAUCCUUUUCAUUUUGCUUAAUGUAAAAUUAUAACAAUUUUAAUUUGUAUUAUUCUUGUCUUUCGUUCUAUUUUAUAUUCAAAAACUUUUCAAUUAUUACAAAUUAAUUAUAAUAAUAAUAAUAAUCUCU